GUAGUUUGAUGUAUAUUUUGUCAUCUCUCAAGUUCAGCCUCAUCUAACACUUCAGCUGCCUACCUCUUCAGUCCGGUGCACACGCACAUCUUACCACGCUUCACUCAAGGCUAGUCCGAACCUACCUCGCCGGAAUAGAAGACGGCUGUUCUAAAAUGUCCAAUUCUAUUAUAUCUUACUAGUACCCGUGGAAAAUCGGCUGACCGCCAAACAAAUUUGCCAUAUCAACAUGUCUGCGGAUCUCUUCGCCGCCUUCGAGGACGCCUCCCGAUCGCCUCCUCCAUCACAGGGCCAGCCUUCGAAGGCGCUCCCCAAGCCGUCCCCCUUUUCCGCCGAUCCCUUUUCCCUUGAGGGCAACAAUAAUACAAACUUUCGUUCCCACAUUCAUCCUCAAGAACUCCCCAUUCACCAACAAUGGGGCGAUGAUUCCCAUGCAAGCUCCCAAAGCGGUCAGCAGCCAAAUACACAGCAGUGGUCGAGUGGAAGAGGAUGGGUAGGAACCCCGAGCAACGCCACACCCCCGUGGCCUUUCUCUUCGUUUAAUCAAGGCGUGGACGAGGAGGAGGAAGAUGGUUGGGGUGACUUUGAAGUUGCACCCAGCGCAAAGCAGGUGUUCACAUCUACAAUACCAACAACAAUUAACCCACAACCAGCGACUGCCGUGGACCCGCAGAACCCGUCGUUGGGACGAACGAGGAUUGUGCGGGCGCCGACAAUAGAUCUCCUGACAAACAAUCUACUCGACCUAGGGAAUUCGCCUACCUUGGAGAAUAGGGAGAGGAAGCCACUACAGACGCAAAGACCUCUGGCGCAGUUCAAGAUACCCACCCCCAACAUCACUUCUGAAAAAACGUCAAAACGCACUCCGAGUACAAACCCCAACGUCCUUUUCGACGCGGACGACUUCGGGGGAGAGCAAGGAGGGAUUGAUGAUGACGAUUUCGGAGAAUUCGAGACAGUGGCCUCCCCAGUGCAGGUGGCUUCGGCUGUUUUAGUAACGCUGGACUCCCAAUCCCCUCCGAAGGGGAGCUCUUCGAAGGUCGCCGAGACCCGUGCCUCUCAGAUGCUCUCGGGGUUGAAUCUAAGUGAACCGAACCCUUACCCAAAAGCACCCCGAUCUCCGUCAUUCCAAGACAGGAACCCUUUUCCCGGAUUAGGUGUCGCCCCGCCUGAAAAGAAAGACAAGCAGCAAGUCAUAAAGAAAUCAGCCGCAUCGCCGCAGACCGCGUGGCCUUCUAUCGAUGACGUAAAAUCUAGUAGGAGUGACGGGGCCGGUGACGACUGGGGCCCGUUCGACGAUUUUCUUGAUGAGCAGACUGAGUCUGGACCAAGUAACCCCGAUUCGAAUUGGGAUUGGGACUCGUCACAGCUGGCUCAACGAAAAGAAAAAAAACCUCGGCCGCCAGCAGGAACAGGGCCAGAGCCCCAUGAUCCUUCGUGGGAAUGGGACCUAGUUGACCCUAAAGCGGGAAUGGAUAUCGGUCAGCUAAAAGGAGACUUACCACCUAUCAACAUCCCCCCUCCUUCCGUCCUACUAUCCUUGUUCCCCCAGCUAUUCGAACAAGCAAACAUCAAAUUGUAUAAACCUGUUAGUGGACAGCCUUUCUCCAUAAAAAACCGCAUCCUGUCAGAUCCAAAGACCAUUGAAUAUCUCAAGGGGUACCUAGCCUUGUCGACGGUUGCGGCCCAUAUCAUCGCUGGGCGAAAGCUGAGAUGGCACAGAGACAAAUUUCUCUCGAAAGCAAUGUCUAUAUCGGCUGCAGGGAGUAAGGGGAUGAAGCUUGCUGGUGUGGACAAGGCGCAAGCUGCCCGUGAAGAUCGAGAGGCCGUUGACGUUGUGACUAGUUGGAGAGAACACGUAGGUCGUCUUCGAUCCGCAGUUGCUGCUGCGAACUCUUCAAUCAAGAACAAUGCGGAGCAGCUCGUGAUCCCCGAGAUCUCUGGAUCAAUGCAGAUACAAACCGAGAAGAUGGCACCAACUGCGUCUAAAGCAUGCAUUGUGUGCGGCCUAAAACGCAACGAGAGGGUGUCUAAGGUAGACUCCCAGGUCGAGGACAGCUUUGGCGAAUGGUGGGUCGAUCAUUGGGGGCACCUAACCUGCAAGAGAUUUUGGCUACAACAUGAGAGCGCCCUGCCGCAGCGGUGAAUUUUGUGAGCCAACGGCCUCUGAGCAGUCGCCUAUCAAGACAAGAAUUGUGGCUGUUUACCAGGCCUUGAAGGGCCAUCAGAUGGGGUUUGACCAUUCCAUCAAGGUAGUCGAUGCCAAGUUUGGUUACACUAGCUGAGCGUCGGAAACGUGGUCGGUCUUGAGGCAUCCUCGACGUGCCAUGAGAUAUAUCAUUGGCCUUGCCCGUUGCCCCCCUGUGCCUUGUCAGAAUGCGGAUGG
Messenger RNA from Durotheca rogersii, 2386 nucleotides. RefSeq lists its product as uncharacterized. The coding region runs from base 230 to 2146 and encodes 638 amino acids. The transcript has a single exon. The record is from RefSeq and is a predicted model, not a curated record. NCBI's taxonomy places the organism in Eukaryota, Fungi, Ascomycota, Sordariomycetes, Xylariales, Xylariaceae.